Molecule: messenger RNA, 2541 nt
Organism: Scutellospora calospora
Lineage: Eukaryota; Fungi; Glomeromycota; Glomeromycetes; Diversisporales; Gigasporaceae
Source: the annotation of a GenBank genome assembly
AUGUCAAAUCAAAUAUCGAAAACCCUCGAUGAUAAAAAAGUUUCUCUUCGUGCUCACGUUUAUGAUAAACGUAUAGAAUUCAAAAAUUUGGAUGAGACUUCAGAGUUAAAUAUAGACAAGUACACAUUUUAUGACGGCUGCGUCGUAGUUGAAUUUUGGGAUCAUCGUAAUGAGCAAAAGUGCCAUGGCAAGAGGUCAAUUUUGAAACAUAAUCAAACAUCUAUAUGGGAUGAAAUUUUGCGACUAAACCAAGAAACAGGUGCUUCAUGGACCUAUGAACAAGCCAUUCAGUUAGAAGCACAAUUACUUCUUGCAUUGCAUCCGCAGCUUGAUUUGGAUAUUGAUCCAAUGUUACUUCAUGAUAAAGCCACCAAUGAUGCAAAUAUGAAACAAAUACAUAGAAAAUUAAAGAAGAAAAAACGAAAGCUUAAUUCGUAUGAAGUUGAAUUAGAAGAUGCCAAACGUCGUAUUGGCAAGGAAUUCGUUCCAAAGUAUAGUCAAGCAAAAUACUUCCGCAGUCCAGAAAAUUUAGUUACUGAAACUAAUCAUCAAGCAAUUACACGAGGUAUAACUACACCUGUUCCUAAGAACCUUAUAAGGACCAUAGAAUUUCAAAGAGAAUAUACUGAUCCAGGCAAAAAGAAUAAGGAUAAUCUUUUUACUUUGGUCUACAUAUAUCGAGAUAAUAAUAAUGGUAAAUAUGAAGUUAUUGCUCAUGCGGUUAAAGGAAAAGAUCUACAAGAAAAUGGCGCACAUACCUUGCCUAUGAAGACUUUAUCUUUAUGUGACAAAUAUAAUUCUAAACUUGAUGAUAGUAAACCGACACUAAAGUGUGAGCUUGAGAAUGCCGCUGAUUAUGAAUCAUUCGUGAAAUCUUUUGUCAUCCUGUACAUGAUGGACAAUAAAUUACUGAAUGACUCUGAACGAUCUAAUAAAAUUCCUGCCGAUAUGAUCGUUCAAUUAGCCGAGGAAUAUUCUAGAGAAUCAAAUCAGAAUGAGUUACAUGAUAUUACUAAUAUUGAUAAGAAAGAACCUUAUCAAAUAGUAGAAUUCCUUGCUAAAAAACCUAUAUCUGAAACCAAACCUUCCGCGUUUGAAUACAUUAGUGAAGAUGGUAAAAAGACUGAAAUCAAAUCAAUUUAUGAUCUCUACACGGCCGCCAUAAGCAAAAAACAUGCCACUGAAUCAACUUCAAUGCCUCCACCUCCACGUCCAAUACAGCGUGUGCGUGUACGUCCACCACAACAACGUCUUCCACUAACUCCGGAAGUAGUUAUGUCGGGAUUUUCUCAACCUGUUGGAAAACCCCCGGUACAACAUCAACCGCAAAUGGUUGCAAACCCAAUAACCCCAAUAUCCCCAAUUCAGAUAUCACAAAAUUCUCAAUCUAUACAACCACCACAAACUCGUCCACCAAUUCAAAAUCGUCCAAUACUGUCUCCACAAACAAUGCAAAGAAUAAUACAACUUCCAAAUCAACCGAUGCCUACUCAAAAUCCAAAUCAUAUUCCAAUGAAUGUUCAAGUAUCUGCUCAACAAGCUGCAUCACAAAUGAUAAUUCAACAAAGGCCAGUUAUCGCAACAAGCCCAGGAAAAAUACCACAAAAAAUGGUAAUGCAACUAUCGGGAAUGCCACCGACAUUACCUCCUCAAUCAAGGCAAUCAAACCAAAAUCCUGUUAUUGUACCUGUCCAAUCAACGCAAAUGCCUACGCAAAUACCUAUUCAAAAUAAUCCCCAAAUACAACCUGGUUCUCAGUCAACACCUGGAACCCCUAUUCAACUGUCAGAACAAACUCAAGUUCAGCCCGUACAAAGAUCUCCAGGAACUCCAAUGAAAUCUCCUGCAAGAACUUCUGAACCUUCAACACCUAUGCAAACAGCUCAAGACCAAAUAACACAACCUUCUCAACGAUCAGCACCAAAUACACCAUUGCAGUCUCCUGGACAAAAUCCUGGCCUAAUAACGCCAAGGCCAAUUCCAACCAAUCAACUUCCUAUGCGUAACGGUAUACAUUUACCUCCUGCGCAAAAUACUCUACCACUAAAUAACACAGGUAAUGGAAUAAGGCUUACUCGAGAACAAUAUAUGGCAUUGCUUAUUCGAAAUCGAACCCAACUUGCCAAUGCUCAAGCCCAAGCUCAAGCUCAGUUAUCUGGUCAGGUACAUGGGCAGGUUCCCAAUCAGUUAGUGAAUCAAGUAACUAAUCCUACAAUAAUCCAAAGACGAUUCGCACCUCAAUUACAAAAUGCUAACACGCAACAACAGCAAGUUGAUAUUAUGAGGGCUGCUACACAACAACAAUUAAUAAGGAAUAAUCAAGCUUUUAUGGUUCAAUCGCAAUUUCCCAUAAAUCAACAAUUACAGGGGAUUAUUUCAGAUCAGACGCCACAAUUACAGUUGAACAUGCCCCAAAUGGCACUUUAUCGGCGUCCAAAUGUUGUUCAACGACCUGUGGCACAGCAACAAGUGACUCUCAAUACACAAUUUCCAACUAAUGGUCAAUGGGUUUUUCAACAGCGACCAUGGAAUGGAAGUUAA